AUGUCAACAUUAAUGGGAAAUUUAAAGACGGCGAUUUUUUUUGAUAUACCACUCAGUAAAAAUCCUUUGAUUUUUGGAGGAUACAGUUUAUUAAAACUAGCAAUUAAAAUGAGAAAUCGUAAAGAGAUUGUUAAAUUGUUAAUCAAGAAAGGUGCUAGAGUGAAUAAAAAAUAUUGUGAUAAAUCGGCUCCUCUUUUACACAUCGCGAUUAAGCAACAACACCUAGACAUCGUCAAGUUGUUAGUCAAGAAAGGAGCUAAUGUUAAUGAACCACAUCGUCAUAAGUUAACAGCAAUGCUUGUAACAGUUGUAUCUUUAAAAAAAUUAAGUAUAGACUCUCCAUCAAUAAACAUAAUGAAAUUUCUUAUAAAAAGUAGAGCAGAUAUACAGGCGAAAGAUAAAAAUGGUGGCACAGCGUUGGAUCUAUCCUGCAGUUUACAGCAAUUCAAAAUGGCCAGAUUACUUCUGAAACUUAAUAUAAAAGUCAAUUUCGCGACAAUCUUCGAUUCAAAUGUCAUAUCUCUAUUGCAAUUGUUCUCUUUUGGUGAAAAUCCGACAUUGUUGCAUGCUGCGAUAGUUGGUCAUGACGUUAAAAUGGUCGAAAUUUUAAUAAACCACGGGGCUGACAUUCAUUACAAGACUGGAAUGUUCUUGAGAACUCCAUUAAUGCUUGCGAUUGAGAAGAAACUGGAGCGAACUAUUUAUUCAAAACCUAUCAAUAAUUUUUGGGAACUUUCAUAUUAUAAAUAUUUAGUUAAAUAUAUAUCAUACAAUCUCUACAAGUGUAUUAUAGCGAUGAAAGAACACAGAAUAGGAACGAGUACAAUCUCGUUCUUUCAUUUGUGGACGGCUCCAUGGAAUCAAUUGAUUAAUCAUGCCUAUAAUAAAGAUGUCAGAGAAUUGUGUAUUAGUGAUUAUGCUGAUAAAUAUCCUUUGUUCACCUGUAUGAUCCAAAAACGCUUCAACGGCGCCGUCAAGAGGAGCAAGCUCCUGGAGAAAUUUACGGAAAAAUUUUUUUUUUUAUUAAAAACACUGCCAUUUUUGUGUUGCCAAACAAUUUUAACCUAUUUCGAUGAUGAUGAUUUGGAAUUAUUCAAUAUAUUGACUUAUUUAUAUUAUUCCCAUGUACGGAAUACACUCACAUACCAUGCUUGUAAAGGUGAACCCUAG
This is a messenger RNA of Cotesia congregata, 1170 nucleotides long. The record is from the annotation of a GenBank genome assembly. Lineage: Eukaryota; Metazoa; Arthropoda; Insecta; Hymenoptera; Braconidae.